GCAGACGCCAGAUGGCCUCCCACCGCAUCGGCGCCUACCCCCGGGACAGUGACUGACCCUUUAGCCACUGCAUGCUGAGAAGCGCUCUCUCGCUCCUCCUCCUUCGCGUGUUCGCCAUGGCCGCCGACCGGCCCGCGCGCCUGCGGGCAGUAUUCAGCGACCUUGACGGCACGCUCGUCCACUUCCCAUCGUGGUUCGAGGAGCAUGGCGCCAAGAUUGUGAGCCGCGACGCCGAGGCGAAGCGCUGCGUGGUGGAGAGUGCCACCGGCGAACGGCGCGAGUGUCGGCUCCUGCCGUCCAGCACGAUGGGCGACGGGGUCGUAUCAGAGCGCACCGUCGAGCUCGUCCGCCAGCUGCGCGCCGAGGGCGUGCUCUUCGCGGUGGUGACGGCCGCGCGGAAGUCGACGCUGCUGGCGCGGCUGCCGCUGCUACCGGCGUGCGACGUCGCGGUCGGCGAGACGGGCUCGCGCAUCCUCCUCGAGGACGGAGCCGUCGACGUCGAGUGGGCCGCCCGCUUUGAGGCGGUUUGCGGUCCGCUCGAACGGGAGAUGGACGUCACUCACCGGCCGGAACCGCUGUGGCGGCUGUUUCGACGGCUGCAGUCGAUCCGCGGCUUAAAGUGCGACGCUCGCUCCUACUACGGCUGCUUCCGGGCCGACACGGGCGACGAUCCGAGCGUGGACGCGGCGCUGCGCGCGUGCGUCGAGCGCGAGCUGCCGGCGGGCGUGAGCUGGGCGAUGAACCUGGGCAAGUACGACUUUUACCCCGCGCUGAGCGGGAAGGGCAACGCCGUCUCGUACCUGCAGGCCAAGCACGGCGUCGCCGCCGCCGAGUCCGCCUGCCUCUUCGACGACGACAACGACCUGCCGAUGGCGGAGCGGUGCGGCGCGCACCUGCUGCCCGGGCUCACCUCCGCCUCGGUGGCGCACGCGGCUGAGGCGCACCCGGACUGGUACGUCGCCCCGAGCGCGGGCCAGGGCGUCUUCGCCGUCGAGGAGUGCCUAGAGCGGCUGCUCGCCCGCGUCCGUGCGGAGAAGGCUGGCGAGGGGGCGCAGCCUGUCGGCGCGUGAUGUUGGCUCGGGCUUCAUUCAUUUUCUUUCGGCGGUAAAAGUUUUUAAAGAUGUAA
Messenger RNA from Emiliania huxleyi CCMP1516, 1126 nucleotides. RefSeq lists its product as hypothetical. The transcript has a single exon. NCBI's taxonomy places the organism in Eukaryota, Haptophyta, Isochrysidales, Noelaerhabdaceae. The record is from RefSeq and is a predicted model, not a curated record. The coding region runs from base 72 to 1070 and encodes 332 amino acids.